ACAACAACAACAACAAAAAACAAACAAACAAACAAACAAAAAUGGCUCAAGAAAAGAUGGAGCUGGACCUGGACAUUCCUGUAUCAUUGUCACAAAGUGAUGGGAUUCUGAGAAGAUCCAACAGUGCCCCUAUGAUUAAUGGGCUGAGUGACGCCUCACAGGUUUUUCAACCAGAUUCCUUACGCAACAGGAGGAACAGUACCACCGUUAUGAACCGUCACAGUCAGCUUGUGCCCUCAUCACCAGUUCGUAUUCCCAGCAGCAGGCUACAUCAGAUUAAACAGGAGGAAGGAAUGGAUCUCAUGAACAGAGAGACGGCACAUGAGAGGGGAGUGCAGGCAGCGAUGCAAAUGAGUGUUUCCUGGGAAGAAAGUUUAAAUUUGAGCGACAAUGACCUGGAUAAAUCAGCCUCUCCAAAGCGCAUUGACUUCAUCCCAGUGUCUCCAGCUCCAUCGCCAACCAGAGGGAUAGGAAAGCAAUGUUUUUCACCUUCUUUGCAAAUUUUUGUGAGUAGCAAUGGGCUGCCUCCAAGCCCUGUCCCCAGUCCAACCAGAAGGUUUGCUACCAGGAGGAGUCAGAGCCCCAUCAACUGUAUCAGGCCUAGUGUUCUUGGGCCAUUGAAAAGAAAAGGUGAGAUGGAAUCAGAAAGUCAACCAAAGCGUCUCUUUCAGGGAACCACAAGCAUGCUGUCUCCUGAUGUAUCACAGUCACCAGAGCUUGGCUCAUGUCUUUCCACAGAUUGUCUCGAUGGCAGUAGUGGCAGCUCAACCCAAGAUUCACCAGCAAAGUCCAGUGCGAUGAUCGAAUCCCCGGUGACGACUUCCGAUUCCUCCUCUUGCUCGUUCACCCCAGUGGGCGACCUUUCACCAAAGUAACCCUCCGUUUUACGAGGUCACAGUUUGUUCGUUGGGUAAUUGACGCUGCAAUGUACAGGACAUUGAAUACAAAUGAGAUGCUGAAAAAAAAGAGUAAAGGAAUGCGGGAACAGAUGCUGCAUCAUUUGUAACCUUCUGGUCUAAAAUGUGUUGUGCCAUUAAUAUAUGUAAACGUUAGUAAAAAAAAAUGUCAGUGUUAAUGAACUGGUUGUGGUAGUUUUUUGAGAAAUAUUUUCUCUUUUCAUUCCCCCCCCACCUCAAAUUCUUGUUCCUUUCUCACCAAUUUGGAAUUUCUAGAGGCUCACUAUUAAAUAGAACAGAGUCUCAUUUGCCAGAGUCAUAAGCUUCCAACUUUAAAUUUCACCGGACAAGAUUUUUAAGAUGCAGAUUUGUUAUCUUCAAAUACCUUUGAGCUUUACUUUUUUAUGAAUAGCACUAAAUGUAAAUGGUUUAUGACUUGAAUUUUUUUUAAAAAGAACAACUGUUGAAUCGGUUUGUGCGCUUGGGCAUGAAUGAGCACAAAUGUUACUGGCAAUAAUGCAGGCCUCGAGCAAAGAAAGGGUAACAGUAUUUUUGCUAUUAUGGAAGAGAAGGAAGCGGAUGCGUGCGGUUUUCCUUCCAUUAGUCCUUUGUACAGGUUCUAUUACUUUUUUGUGAUGUUUCUUUAUUCAAAUGAUUGUUGCAGAAGCACCUUUGCAGGGCAGUACCGUGAGGUUACCUGCAUUAUCAUUUGCCUGUGGAGUGUUCAUAGCUAUUUCUUCUAAUAAAAAAAAUUGUGCAUAGUGUAAAAUACCAGAAGGAGUAUACCAUUGAUCUAAUUUAAUAACAUGCUUUACAUCUAUAGAAACUGGCACCACAGUAAUUACAAAGUUACUUGGUAUGUGUAUAAUUCAUAAAUAUCUUUAAACAGUUUUAUGUACUUCUGGUAAAUAAAUUAUUAGUUGUAA
Molecule: messenger RNA, 1822 nt
Organism: Callorhinchus milii (elephant shark)
Lineage: Eukaryota; Metazoa; Chordata; Chondrichthyes; Chimaeriformes; Callorhinchidae
Gene: pabir2
Product: PABIR family member 2
Exons: 10
Coding region: 42-875 (277 amino acids)
Molecular function (GO): protein serine/threonine phosphatase inhibitor activity
Source: RefSeq, a predicted model, not a curated record